GUCGAACGGUGGGAAGUGAAGACGAUCUGGGUAGAGAAACGACAAUCGACAAGUCUCGAGAGUUGCUUUGUGUUUCAGUUCAUGUUACCCUAGCAACCAAGUAGCAUCUCUUCUCCUGUUUUCUCUCUUCCCCUCAAUCUGAAGAAGGAACUUCGAUCUUGUUUUCAAGCCUCAACUACAAAGAUCUCUACACAAUCGAAAAAUCCCAGAUAAGUCUUUAUUCCAACUUCAAAUUUUCUGAUGUUACCUUGAAAUUCAAAGGGCAAAUUCUUUCUCAAAUGAAAAUUUUCUAUUGGAUUCAUAACCUAUUGCAAGAUUGGGGGUGUUCAUGGUAAAUGGGUGCCUUCCAAUUUGGGAAAACAAACGCUUCGGCGCUUUCCCAUUUGCCCAUUUUUGCUCUGUUAUUCGAUUACUUGAUUUCCUUAAGUAUUAUGAGUCUUUAGCGAUAAUGGGUAUUAAUCAUGAACUCUUUAUCCCUUGUGAGUUCGCGGAUAGUCUGCAGAUUAUUUACAACUUCUUUUAUUGUGGGUCGAACAAUUUGGAAUCGGAACUUUGGUAGUGAUGAUCGAUUUGAGUUUGUUGUGGAACCCCAUAAGAAGGGGAUGGAGGGAUCAGAGUUUGGUUACUUUGCUGAUGAAAAUUCAGAUUCUAGUGAUAUUGAGAGUGGUAGACCGGAUGUUUUCUCAUUGAGAAGGGGUUUUCUAGAGGAUGCGAAAACUGAUGCUGAAAAAGUUAUUGAGAUUCUCAAACAGGAUGGUCCUGGAUUUGACACAUUUUUGGCUUUGGAUGAACUGCAAUUACAGGUCUCAGGGGUACUUGUUGGGGAAGUUUUGAAGGGAAUUUUGAAAAGUACAAGUGUUCUAAACAAAACUCAAUGUGCUAAAUUGGGGUAUAAGUUUUUCGUAUGGACUGGUAAGGUCGAGAAUUAUAGACACACUGUGAAAUCGUAUCAUUUGAUCAUGAAAAUAUUUGCUGAAUGUGAAGAGUUCAAGGCUAUGUGGAGGUUACUUGAUGAGAUGACUGAGAAAGGGUACCCUGUUACUGCAAGGACAUUUAUGAUAUUGAUAUGUACUUGUGGUGAUGCUGGCUUGGCUAGGAAAGUUGUUGAGAGGUUUAUCAAAUCAAAAACAUUUAAUUUCAGGCCAUUUAAACAUUCUUAUAACGCCAUUCUUCAUGGACUACUUGUUGUAAAACAGUACAAGUUGAUUGAAUGGGUGUAUCACCAAAUGCUGCUUGAUGGUCACAGCCCAGACAUUCUUACAUAUAAUGUGCUAUUGUUUGCAAGGUGCAAAUUGGGGAAAUUGGAUCAGUUUCACAGAUUGCUUGAUGAAAUGGCCAGCAAUGGGUUUUCCCCUGAUUUUCAUACUUAUAACAUUCUUCUUUAUGUUCUUGGCAAAGGAGAUAAACCCCUUGCAGCUCUAAAUCUUUUGAACCACAUGAGGGAAGUGGGCUUUGAUCCGAAUGUUUUUCACUUCACAACGCUUAUAAAUGGACUUAGUAGGGCUGGAAAUUUGGAUGCUUGCAAAUAUUUUUUCGAUGAACUAGUAAACAAUGGCUGCAUUCCUGAUGUUGUUUGCUACACCGUGAUGAUCACAAGCUAUACAGAAGCUGGGGAGCAUGAGAAAGCUAGGGAAUUAUUUGAUGAAAUGAUAAUGAAGGGCCAGCUCCCUAAUGUAUUUACGUAUAAUUCCAUGAUUCGUGGUCUUUGUAUGGUGGGUAAGUUCGAGGAGGCUUACUCUAUGCUCGCUGAAAUGGAAUCCCGAGGUUGCAGACCAAAUUUUCUUGUAUAUAGUACCCUUGUAAGUUAUUUGCGAAAUGCAGGAAGGCUUUCUGAGGCUCACAAAGUUAUAACACACAUGGUCGAGAAAGGGCAAUAUACCCAUUUAGUGGCAAAAAUCAAGGGAUAUAGGAGAUGCUAGAUCAUUAGGGUGAGUCUUUGUAAUUCUGAGAUUAUUCAUUAAUAACCAAAUGAGAAAUUCAAGAGCCAGUUUUUCCAGUCUCCUGAUAUUAAUUAACGUCCAGAUGAUACAAGGAUGUAGCGGCAACGAUUAUUCCACAAUGCAACUUAGUCUCUGUCUUUUUAACUUUGUUAUU
Molecule: messenger RNA, 2094 nt
Organism: Benincasa hispida (wax gourd)
Lineage: Eukaryota; Viridiplantae; Streptophyta; Magnoliopsida; Cucurbitales; Cucurbitaceae
Product: pentatricopeptide repeat-containing protein At1g55630-like
Molecular function (GO): protein binding
Source: RefSeq, a predicted model, not a curated record